AUGUCCACAUCCUCAGGCAAUCCAAGAGUCAUCGCUAUCCUUGGAGCCACGGGGCACCAAGGCGGUGGCGUCCUUCGGGCAUUGCUCAAGUCCAAAUCGUGGAUUGUCCGCGCUGUCGUUCGCGACCCAGGCUCGUCCAAGUCCCAGAAGCUCCUGGCCGAGGAGCAAACCGAGGAUGGCCGGUUGGACGUUGUUGCCGCACACGUGUACGACAUCGAGACUCUGCGAAAGGCAUUUGCUGGCGCCUUUGGAGUCUUCGCCAUGACCUGGGAGUCGCAUCCCGACAAGAUGAUAGUCGAGGAAGAGGAGAUGCAACACGAAAUCGAGGCCGGACGCAACAUUGUUCUCGCCGCCAAGGAGUGCAACAUUCAACAUUUUGUCUUCAGUAGCCUGCCUGACAUGAUGCAGGCCACGUCUGGCCGGUUUCCUAAGCUCUACCACAUGAACAACAAGUAUGCCGUGGAGAAGAUCGCCAGGGAAGAGCUCCCAGGAAAGGUCACUUGUCUCAUACCGGGUUUCUUCUACACCAAUUUACACUGGCGACAUUGGUGUCGACGCCAGGAGGACGGUGUAGUGAGGUUCUCUUGUCCAAUUCCGUCGGACCAGGUAGCCCAGUUCACAGAUCCGGAAUAUGACAUGGGCUCUUUUGCAGCGAGAGUAUUCGAGUUGGGCAUCGAUCGCACGCGCGACAAGACCUACCUCGUCCUGAGCGCCCGGGUCACGCCGCAGGAGAUGGUAGAGACCUUCACGAGAGUCACUGGGCAGCCAGCCAUCCACUCCCCAACAACAGCCGAGGAGUUUGGCAAUAGCACGGCUCCAUUUGUCGGACCAGCCUUUAAGGAGGACGCCAAGCAGAUGAUGGAAUGGGCCGCUAUCACUCCAAAGAACAAGGUCGCCUACGGGUCUCUGGAUCCAGAGGCAGACCGCUCCGCCGAGGAACUUGGACUGGCUGCUAGCUCAUUCGAAGAGUGGCUGAAGAGGACUGGUUGGACAGGACCGGAUCGCGGCAUGACCAACCGUGCCAACGCCGCUCGGGACCUUAUUGCCCUGUUGACACCUCUCAUUAACGAAGAGGAAGGGCCAGCCUUGCCCAAAGCGUCUAACGGCACUUCCCCAGUUCCCGACCGCCGCAAGGUCCUCUCCGCCGUCGAGUCGCUGCUCCACACCUUGACCCCGGAGAAGCCCCUGUACGCCGCGUUCCAUGAUGGCCAGGUACAUGAUCCGCUCGGCGGCGGUUCUUACGCCUUCCGGGAGGACCUCGUCAGACCUCUCCUGGAAGGUCUCGUCCACGAUGAAGCCCGCAGUGAUGGUGAUGUCCCGGGGUCCAAAGCACACCGAGCCUACGACAUGCCUAGUCGCCCCAUCGUCAUCCACGCAGGAGCACAGCCGAACAACUCCCCGCAUUGCGGCACCCUGAUUGUCUUUUGCUACGCCUUCGCCGUCGCUCGAGCGAUCCGGGAUCGGAUGCGGACCAUGGCCGCCAACGCUGAGGUUGUGUGUCAGCCACCUCCAGUGUCGGUCGAUAUAACCUUUGUCGACACCGCACCAGUCAACGGGGCGGGCAUGGAAGUGAACGGCAUACACUACCAAAAGUCAUACCGAGACACCCCGAGCGCCUCCACUGCGUGGACGGGCGACUACCACGAAGUCCUCAGCCUUCUCUCCACAUGGUCCGACAUCCCCGUCACGACCACCGUCCAGUCCGACUUCUUCUCCAACCCCUUCAUGCCGCAACUGCUCGACUACAUGGUGACCAACCACCACACGCUCGGCCGCCAGCUCUCCCCCAAGUACGGCACCCUGGCCCUGCGCGCCGCCUGCCCCGUCGCCGGCUGCGGCCUCGCCGAGAAACACGGCCGCCUAAACCAAUACACCAAGAGCACACCCAUCCCAACCAACACCACUACCGUGACCAAAACCAGCGAUAUCACCCCCCCACCAACCCCCACCCCCCCAGCAACAAUAACCUUCCACUGCCCCCACCACGGCCCGCACACCCUCCCCCUCACGCCUAACCCCCUCACCCUCUCCCGCCUCGAAGCCAACGCGCCGACCCGCAACCUCCUCCGCAGCAUGGCCCACCUCCUCGACACCAGCACCCACCACGUGCGGGUCACGGGCGCCGACUACGCCGGCGGGUACCAGGAGGCGAUGCUAUACCGUCCGCUGGCGGAGUGGGCUGCUGCUGGUUCUGAGACUGGUGGGGUGGGGGUGGGGGUUGGGGGGGUUGGUGGGAGGACGCCGCAUAUCUUGUACGCGCCGCUGGUGGUGGACUGGAGCGGGGCGAAGCUGUCCAAGUCGCUGUACGUGCGGGAGGGGGGGUAUGAGGGAAUGCGGCUGUUUGGGACGGAGGGGUUGGGGAGUUAUCGCGUGCUGAAGGGGGUUGUGGGUGGUGCUGGUGGUGGUGAGAAUGGUGGUGGUGGGGAGGAGGAGGGGUUGAGGAGGAUUUGGGAGGAGGUAGGGCGGUGGGUGGCGGAUCCGAGGAAGUUGUUUCGGUGUUAUUCGGUGGAGUACUUGAGGCGGGUUGUUGUUGAGGGGAGGGGGUGGGAGUGAGACGGGUUUCUGGCUUUUGGUUGGUGUUGCGGGGGGUGGUAGAUGAUGAUGUUGAUGAUAAAUGAUGGGUACCAUCUUUGUUGUGCAAAGUAAUACAGUCGACGGCGCUCCGUGGCUGGAAGCGAUAGACGGCCGCUCAGAAUAGCUUCUUCACCUUGUCGUCCCGCCCCUCUUCGCCCCCCCACCGGUCCUCCCAC
Chaetomium fimeti is the source of this 2750-nucleotide messenger RNA. RefSeq lists its product as uncharacterized. The transcript has 4 exons. The coding region runs from base 1 to 2553 and encodes 850 amino acids. Gene Ontology annotation, molecular function: aminoacyl-tRNA ligase activity; ATP binding. NCBI's taxonomy places the organism in Eukaryota, Fungi, Ascomycota, Sordariomycetes, Sordariales, Chaetomiaceae. The record is from RefSeq and is a predicted model, not a curated record. Gene Ontology annotation, biological process: tRNA aminoacylation for protein translation.